GGGGUAAUGGGGGGCAACAAAGUAUGGGGUAGGAAGAGUGGCUUCAACUUUCGUCUAUAGUAGCUUCGAGUGGUUAGCAUCCGAGUAUCUCGUGAACAAGCUUCAGCCACCCAAGUUUAGCUUCAGAGUUCCGGAAAGAGCACGCAUGACCACCCCCUUUCCCAGUGUCAACGAAGAAGUAUUUAUCCAUGCGCGAUCCUCCAAAAGAUGAGCUCCUCAAAUAAUGGCUCAUACAUCCUCUUACGAUAACUCCAAACCGACUGCAGUCCACCUCGAGAUGGGUCCCGAGCAAGGGUUCGAGGACAAGGCUGAUCUUUCUGGCCAGGCUGCUACGGAUGAGCAUGGUCACUCUCUGCUGCACUUCGAUCCGGCUGCUGAGCGUCGCCUGGUGCGCAAAAUUGACCUUUAUAUCGUCCCAACCGUCGCGAUGUUAUACUUGUUCUGCUUCAUCGACCGUGCAAAUAUUGGAAACGCCAGGCUUGCGGGAUUCGAGAAAGACUUGCACUUGACCGGCUUGGACUAUAACAAGGUCUUAUCAGUGUUCUAUAUAUCCUACAUCAUUUUUGAGAUUCCAUCUACCGUGGCAUGCAAAAUCCUAGGACCUGGUUGGUUCUUGCCAGGGACCGCUCUAGGGUUUGGAAUCCUUACUGUUGCUUUCGCUUUUGUACGGGAUAUUCAGACUGCUUGCGCUGUUCGUUUCCUCCUUGGGAUGUUUGAAGCUGGAAUGCUGCCUGGUAUUGCUUACUACAUGUCCCGUUGGUAUAGACGUUCAGAGCUUGCUUUCCGACUCGCACUUUAUGUGAUGAUGGCCCCCCUUGGAGGCGCAUUUGGCGGCCUGCUCGCUUCGGCCAUACUGAGACUGGACUCCUUUGGAUCAGUACACACUUGGAAGAUGAUUUUCGCCAUCGAAGGAAUUGUCACUAUUGGGCUGGCCCUUCUUAGCUUCGUCACAUUGACCGACCGACCGGAGACGGCUCGCUGGUUGAGUCAUGAAGAAAAGCUACUGGCAAUCAAUCGCCUGAAAUCGGAAAGGGUUGGGACGACUGAGGUUCUGGACAGAAUGGACACCAAGAAAGUCCUUCGGGGGAUCCUGAAUCCAGUCGUACUGGCAACUUCCUGGGUCUUCCUUCUCGCCUGCAUCACAGUGCAAGGUCUAUCCUUCUUUGCACCAACCAUCAUCAGGACGAUCUAUCCAAACGCUACAGUCGUUCACCAACAGCUUUUGACAGUACCACCUUUCGUUCUGGGAGCGACUGCCAUUCUCGUCGUAAAUUUUACUAGCUGGAAGACAGACAAACGGAACAUAUAUAUGGGCGUCAGUGCGCUACCAGUAAUCGUCGGCUACAUCAUGUUUCUUGCUAGUACCAACGCUAAAGUGCGGUACGCUGCAGUUUUCAUCAUCGCAACCGGUGCCUUUAACUCUGGAGCUCUUUGUAACGCCCAGGUGGCAGCCAAUGUCGUAAGCGAUACGGCUCGAUCAUCAGCCAUCGGAACAAAUGUGAUGUUUGGAAACAUCGGUGGGAUCAUUUCGACUUGGGCAUUCCUUCCUGGCGACAAACCGAACUAUCCAAUUGGCAAUGGCUUAAACCUGGCGGCACAGAGCCUUAUCCUUAUUACAUGUGUUGGCAUGGCUCUUUGGAUGACAAUGGACAAUAAGCGCAGACAGCGGAAAGAUGUGGCAGCGGAACUCAGUGGACUGAGUCACGAAAAGAUUGUAGACCUCGAUUGGCGCCAUCCUGGGUUCGAGUGGCGACCGUGAGGGAAGAACCAUCCCGCGUGCCAUCAGCGUCCACACUCGGUAGGCAUGAAAUGUACCUUGGUUUUCCAAUUGUGAUGAAAUCCAAGCUUGUAUAGUUUUGGGGCCUUUGAUGUGUUUUAGGAAAAAUUAUGCUGCUCUUGAGUCUAUUAUUUGACGAUUAUAUGCAAUCUAGGGUUGGC
Cucurbitaria berberidis CBS 394.84 is the source of this 1938-nucleotide messenger RNA. Its product is annotated as MFS general substrate transporter. Gene Ontology annotation, molecular function: transmembrane transporter activity. The transcript has 3 exons. Gene Ontology annotation, biological process: transmembrane transport. NCBI's taxonomy places the organism in Eukaryota, Fungi, Ascomycota, Dothideomycetes, Pleosporales, Cucurbitariaceae. The record is from RefSeq and is a predicted model, not a curated record. The coding region runs from base 224 to 1759 and encodes 511 amino acids. Gene Ontology annotation, cellular component: membrane.